AUGGAUUCAUGCACGUAUCAUCCAGGUGUGCCAGUCUUUCAUGAUGCUCUCAAAGGUUGGUCAUGCUGUAAGAGAAGAACAACAGACUUCUCUGACUUCUUAAGCAUUGUGGGCUGUACGAAGGGUCUCCAUAAUAGUGAGAAACCUCCUGAGCCUGUUAAACCAGAUGUUAAAAGUACCACUGAGCGAAAAGAGCUGGCUGAACUGAAACCCAAAUUUCAGGAACACAUCAUUCAAGCACCAAAACCACUGGAAACAAUUAAAAGACCAAGCCCAGAUGAGCCAAUGACAAAUUUGCAGCUGAAAGUUUCAGCUUCCUUGAAGCAAGCACUAGAUAAACUGAAACUCUCAUCAGAAAACGAAGAGAAAAAAGAGGAGGACAGUGAUGAAAUCAAGAUAGGGACACCAUGUAAAAAUGCAGGCUGUUCAAAAACGUACCAAGGACCACACAGCACUGAAGAAGUGUGUCAGUACCAUUCUGGCGUGCCUAUAUUUCAUGAAGGGAUGAAAUACUGGAGCUGCUGUAAAAGGAAAACAUCUGACUUCAAUACGUUUUUAGCCCAAGAGGGCUGCACAACAGGAACACAUGUAUGGACUAAAAAGGAUGCAGGAAAGAAAGUAGUUCCAUGUAGGCAUGAUUGGCAUCAAACUGGAGGAGAAGUGACUGUUUCUAUAUAUGCUAAGAACUCGGUUCCUGAUCUGAGCUAUGUAGAAGCAAAUAGCACAAUGUUAAAUAUCCAUAUUGUAUUUGAAGGAGAAAAGGAAUUUCAUCACAAUGUGAAAUUAUGGGGAGUAAUUGAUGUAAAGAGGAGUUAUGUGAACAUGACAGCUACAAAGAUUGAGGUUACUAUGCGAAAAGCAGAGCCUCUAUUAUGGGCAAGUCUUGAAUUACCAGUAUCCAACACCCAACAAACAAAUGAGAAUUCAGAUCAAUAAUAAUUCCAAAAGAUGAGAUUUCCUAUUGUGAAGUGGUGACUUGCUACUGUAAUCAAGUAUUUAAUUUUUAUAUAGUUUUUUUUAAAUGUUUGAUCUUGUUCCAUUCUACAACAAAGUUCUACUGCACAGUGAAUGAAAGUGUCAACUUCAAGAGUAAUAGCUAUUUCUUCUGCUCUUGCUCUCCUGAGAAUAUUUAUUCUAGUUGGAGUGUCUCCAUGAGGAUUUAAAAUAAAAGAGCUAUUGCCUUCUGCUUACAACCUUACCUACUAUGCACUGACCAUGCAAGCAGAUGUGCUGUCAGUCUGCAGUGUGUGUUAAUUUUCCAAGUGCUGUGUUUAGACUGGGACUCUGGUAGUACAUGUUAGAAUCAGAACUCUUCAUUAUGAAGCACACAAUUUUAAAGGGAAAAAAGCCUGACUUUUUGAAGUAAUGAACAUGCAAUUCCACAUCUAAAUUAAAAAUACACGUGAAAGUAAAUGUUAAAAAGCACUUGUAGACUUCUGUUUUUGUCUGCUGGAACUAAUGUUUGUUUCAAUAUCUCUUGGCUGUAAAGGGAUGGAAUAAAAGGUAUUUUGAUAAGAGCUUCAGUACUUCCUGACUCUUGCUGUCUUUCAAGCAUAAAUGCAGGAGAUCAAAUUAAAAUAAAAACAAAGGUGACAAGAGAGGAUAUUUCUUAUUCUUGUACCUUUGCUGUUUGAUUUGUUGAAUGCAAAAGGCAAGGGGUGGUAAAAUGAGUAACAGUACCUCAACUUUGUAAAACUGCCAAACUACUGUAUAUAUUUCACACCAUCUUCAGAAUGUAUGCUCCAUUCUAUCCCACAACGUUCAACAUCUUGAAUAUUUUCAGUGUGGAUAUCUGUAGUAGGAGAGAGCAGUACACAAUGUAGUUGUCUCAGGAAAAUUAUUUUGUUACAAAUAUGCCUUCUCUUGUUCCUGAGUGAUCUGAGAACUAAAUUCACAGAGCAAGUCUUAGGAGAAAUAAACAACAAGCGUUAAAAUGUCUGUCUCAAAUCAUAAGCGUACUAUUGAAAUAAAAUAUUUUAAAAUAUUUUUAUUCAAAGCAUAAAAAAGCAUUUUUAUGCUUUGAAGAAGCAUAAGCAAAACUAUAAUUAGAAAUCUAGACCUUUCAUUUGUUUCCAGUUUUGCAGCAUUUAGGAUUUGUAUCUGAAAGCACGAUAGUUUUACAGAUGAGGCUUUUACCUAAGCAAAAACUCAUGCACUAAUGUUGCUUUCUCCUUCUGCUUGCAAAAGCAAUUUUGGGUUGCAGCUGUAAGGGGAGGUGGGGGGAGGAAAACACAUUUUUAAGUUAAGCAAAUUUAAGCAAAAUAUAUAACGUGCUAAAACUUAAGCAGCUUUGUUGACCACAAAAUGUGCUGAUGCUCAUCUACCUACCUACCUUUGCUUGACCUGAUAUCCAAGAGAAAUGGGGAACUCAGAAACAGCAUUCUGAAAUGAAGUAGGGAUUUCUAAAACUCCUACUGUUUUCCAGCAGUCCAGAGUUCUGCCUCUAGCAGUAUUUAUCCCUGACAUAGUAGCAAACACUUUACCAAAUAAACUGCCCCUCACACCAGUGGUGUGUUUUGGUGCAUCUUUACCCAUUUCCUUAUCGACUUGGAGGAACUGUGGCUGCUAAACUGUUCCAGCUAAAAUCUUACAUGACAGAUUCAACCGAAUUCUAAUAAUGCCUUUAUCAAAAUUAUUUUUGUUUAAGGGUCAGAUGCUGUGAAGUGGUAGGGUACAAGCUUAUGGAAGCAUAGGCCUGCAAGUGGUCCUCUAAAAAUUGUUCCAACGUUCCCCCAUGUGCUCUGAGCCAACAGCUGGAGGUCUUAUUAGUCCAGUGCUAAGAAAAAUUGCUUCAGUGGAUGAAGAAUUCUAAACAGCUAUAGCUAUCAGCAUGCCAUCUAUGUUCUUGCAUGCAGAAGUCUGAACUUGGGCAAUAUUUAAACAUCAGGAUAAAAUUCUAAUUUUCUAAGCAGGUUAAAAUAUCUGUCUACGCAUGUGGGUAUAUCAAUACUGUAAAUGUAUCUUUCCUGCAUUUUAUUUUACAGAUUUUCAAUAUAAUUGCAGGAUCAUAUGCUGUGAGUUACAUUGUAAAAAUCUUUUUUAAAGAACUACAAGGGAAAGGGAAUUUCAUCAGGAAAAAAAUAUCUUUUUAAGCGAUUCACAUGGCCUGAGUGCAUUUAACCCUUAACUCAUGAAAAUUUGAGUGAAUGGACUUUCUGCUGUUAAUGCUGCAGCUUUGAGACCCUGUAACUAUUUGCCUCUUUGAAACUAGAUUCUGCUGGGAGCUGGAUAGGCUUGGUAGUGAAUGGAUGAAAGCUCCUACAGACAUGGUCUUCAGUUGGGCUUUGGUAUUUUCACUGAUUCCUUCCACUCUUUCCCUGUUGUUCAUACUCAUCAGGGAACUCUGCAAACGCUUCAGGAGUUACAUAAUGAUUGCUUUCACAUCAGUGAUGAUGUAAAUGCUUUUAAAUAGCAUCUGUUUAAAAAAGCAAGCAAACAAAAAAUCCCAGCUUAGAUGAGGUAAGAAGGUCUAGGGUUUUAUAAAUAAUAGUCCAAUUGUCAAUGGCUGAUGGCAUUCGAAAUAGAAGGACAGUAUGGAUUGUGCUAAGUUUCUUGUUUAAUUGCAUUCUUUGCAGCUUUUUAAAUUCAUUUGUGUUUAACCAUCAUAAAGGUACAAAAACUUGCUGAAUUUACUUGCUGAAUCUACUUGCUGAAUCUGAGUGCUCUGAGCAAAUUAUUGUGGUUGCACAGAGCAGUCUUUAGCGCACUGAUGUCUGAUAUCUUUACAUGGCUACUGAGAGCUGACACUUCAGUGGUAUGUGGGUUUGACUGUGACUUUUAUUAGUAAAUGAGGGGGAAAAAAAAAGGUGUGGUAUACCAAACAAAUCAUAAUACCUCUCCAAAGCAAGAUUUGAAAGCUAAGCUAAGCAUUUUUUGCUUGCAUAGGCUUUACCCUGUUUAAUAAUGGUGAAAUUCAGUAGCGCAAACAAAUAUAUACUGGGUUAUUUGCAGUUUAAUUUACCCUCUUUUCCAUGUUCUUGGACGGUGUGCUGUAUUUAACAAGUUGGUUAGCGGUUUAGCUAUAAUUUUAUAAUUUGUAAGACUUCAAACCCAUACCAUAGCACACUGUACCUCAUCUAACACAGUGUUACAUGUCUCAGAUAGAACUGUCCAGGUGCAUGUCAAGCUUUUUCUUCAUAAUGUGUUUUUAAUAAAAAAAAGCAGUAUGUGUAUGUACCAAUUUGUGACAAAUUCUAAUCUUUUCCUUCAUGUUUAGGCCCAUUUUCCUAAUUACUGUAUCACUGCAUAUCUAGAACAGAACAUUCCUUGGAUGUAGUUUAGUUUUAAUGCUAGAACUGUUAAGCACUGGGCUGUUCAGCUGCUCUGACAUUUUACAUGGCUCUGAUGUAGCUUCACAAAAAACUUCCAUCUGAUGAUCUUCUGGAGCACUUGCACUAUCAAGUCACCAUUUCAGUAAUUUAGGGACUAGUUCUAUUUUGAAUAGAAUUUUGCCUUGAAAAAAACAGUUACUUAUUCUAUGUAACAAUGCAUUUUUUGCUUGCAUUCUUUAAAAAUGGCAUGAUUAUUGGUUAAAUACUGCACCCGUUAAUCGAUGGUGUUUUCCAAUUGCUACUGUUUUUUUUUGUUUGUUUGUUUUUGUCUCUGUUCAGGAAAGAGAGAGAUCAUAUUUAAAGUAAUGAGUUACGUGUCUGGAACACUGUUUGAAAUGAUAAUUUUGUCAUAAAAAUGAGUCUUGAAUUACAGUUGGGGGAGGGUGGAAAACAUCCUUUUGCAUGGUUAUUUGAUUCUGCACAUUCAUAAAACUUUCAUGCAGAAAUUAA
Molecule: messenger RNA, 4781 nt
Organism: Meleagris gallopavo (turkey)
Lineage: Eukaryota; Metazoa; Chordata; Aves; Galliformes; Phasianidae
Source: RefSeq, a predicted model, not a curated record